AUGCUCCGCUCCUGUGGUGCAUUCUCCCGAGAGGAGGCUGACGACCUUAUGAACUUCGGCUGCCUGAACGGCCUUUUCGUCCUGGGCCGCUCCAUGGGCUUCAUCGGCCAUCACCUCGAUCAACUCAGGUCGGAGGGGGAGGACGAGGACGAGAUCCUGGGGCGAUACGGGUGUGGAGAGGGUCUCAGGUCGGGCGAACACACCAAGAAGUACCGGGGAGACCAGGAAUUUGCACUGCAGUCUUGGAGACAUGAAGGAUACGCCAGACGGAUGUUUUGA
This is a messenger RNA of Durusdinium trenchii, 279 nucleotides long. Lineage: Eukaryota; Dinophyceae; Suessiales; Symbiodiniaceae. The record is from the annotation of a GenBank genome assembly.